Molecule: messenger RNA, 1328 nt
Organism: Chara braunii
Lineage: Eukaryota; Viridiplantae; Streptophyta; Charophyceae; Charales; Characeae
Source: the annotation of a GenBank genome assembly
GACGUGGUUUGUUGAUGCUUCAUGAACUGCAAGUCGUGGCGGCGGCCGUGUCGACGUUUGUAGAGAGAGCUCGUCGCGAGCGGGCGCUUGGACGACUGAGGGCGGAGUUGCGCGCAUGUAGAAGGAGGGUGGUCAUGAGGCUUCAAGAGAGCAUUGGUCCGGAGUACGUGGCGACGUCGCAGAGUGUUCUUAAGCUAUGGUACGUGUCAGGGUGCGAAGUGAUGCCGAGAGAGACGCCGCGGUGGUGGAUAAAGCGCAGGACUAGAGGCACAUGGGAAGACCUCCGCCAAUGCGACGACGCGACAGACGACUACUUCCGGGAAAAGCUACGAAUGUCACCACGAGUGUUCCGGGAGAUCACGGGGGCAUGUGCGCCUCAUCUUCAGCGGCGGGUGACGUUUUACAGGGAGCCUCUGCAGCCUGACCAGAUUGUCGCAUACGCAUUGUACAGGUGGGCGUCGGGCGAGACAUACGAGAGCGGCAUGUGCCACUUCGGGAUUGGCAGAGCCUCUGGCCUCGUCGCCGUGCGCGACGUCACUGCCGCGCUGCUCCGGGUGUUCGCAGAUAAGAUUGCCUGGCCGAGUGGACUUCGCAAGCUCGUCGUCCUGCGGGCGUUCGCUGAUAAAGGAUUCCCCAAUUGCCACGGUUGCAUCGACUGUACUCAUAUCUUCGUCGACAAGCCGGCGAACGCCCCAAGCGAGAACUAUUACGACAGGAAGCGCCGUUUCUCCAUCGUCGCGCAGGUUGUCGUCGACCUCGACUUGCGAGUCGUCGACGUGCACUGCGGAUACCCGGGGAGCUUCCACGACAUCAGGGUGCUCCAGCUGUCCAGCCUCUGGCAGCGCGCAGAGUCAGGGGAGUUGUUCCGUGGUCCGCCUGUGACACUCACUUUUGGUGUGCGCACGAGCGGCUACGUCCUAGCGGAUAACGGUUACCCCCCAUCUGAAUGGAUGGUGGUCCCGUAUGGAGGCAUCAAUCAGCACGUCGACGACGAGCGUUUCGACAACAAGCAGAAGGUGGCGAGGGAAGCGGUGGAGCAGGCGUUCGGCAGGCUGAAGGGCAUGUGACGUCUGUUUCUGCGAUCACACAAGACGAACGUGGAGACUCUCCAGCAGCAGUUCACCGCCGUCUGUAUACUGCACAACAUAUCGACGUCGGGAUUCCAUUCGACGAGAACCUGCUGUGGGAGUUCGAUGCUAAUGGUGUGCGAAGACGUGUGGACCUGGGGAUGGAAGAGCCCCUGCAACCCGUGUCGAUGCUAACUACAACCGACAAAGCGUUGGCCCUGCGCACUGCUCUGUCGGAGCGAAUGAAACAGCUCUGAGUCC